AAAAAUAAAAAAGAAGAUGAGACAAGGAGGCAGAGGAGAUCUUUUUAGUUCGGUUUUUGUAUAUCUCUUUCCUCUUGAAGAACCCUAAAACCCAUCCGCAUCCCCGAUCCGACAGAGAGAAUCGAUAAUCGAAGAAUAUUAUCAUUUCUCUGAAAUCUACGGUGAACGAUGGCUACGCCAAUGAUUGCAGGUGCUACUGUAGCUGCUGCUGCUAUAGCUGGUAGAUAUGGUAUACUCGCUUGGCAAGCCUUCAAGGCCAGGCCCAUCGUGCCUAGAAUGCGCAAGUUUUAUGAAGGUGGUUUCCAAGCUGCCAUGACACGGCGUGAAGCUGCUCUCAUCCUUGGAGUCAGGGAGAGAGUGGUGGCGGAGAAGGUGAAAGAAGCGCACAGGAGAGUGAUGGUAGCAAACCACCCGGACGCUGGAGGCAGUCACUAUCUCGCUUCUAAGAUCAAUGAAGCCAAAGAUAUUAUGCUUGGCAAAUCCAAUGACUCUGCCUCUGCUUUUUGAUUCUCUCAUAUUGAUACAAUCGCCCCCACAAGGAAACUCUUCAUUUGAAUGUGCUACCCUACCAAUUUCUUGUUGUAUAUCGUUACUGAUGAUCAAUAUUUGUUAUAUGAUACAAACCCUACCUUAAGCCUGUCUAAUCAGAGACACAUGUACUGAAUAAAAUAAAAUAAAAAUUGAUUAAUUA
Molecule: messenger RNA, 691 nt
Organism: Brassica napus (rape)
Lineage: Eukaryota; Viridiplantae; Streptophyta; Magnoliopsida; Brassicales; Brassicaceae
Product: mitochondrial import inner membrane translocase subunit TIM14-3
Exons: 3
Coding region: 169-507 (112 amino acids)
Biological process (GO): protein import into mitochondrial matrix
Cellular component (GO): PAM complex, Tim23 associated import motor
Molecular function (GO): ATPase activator activity
Source: RefSeq, a predicted model, not a curated record